UGUACUCCAUGCGUGUUUUGAGCCGAAGUGGUCUGGUGAUAUUUUCUGUGCUUUUGCGAGUUUUCUGAUCAACAUAAAUGUUGAAAUAGUUUUUAGUGGUUAUCGUCCGUUUUGUUGGCGACAGACGCGUCCAAGUAGUCCUACAAAGUUACCGGAUGUUUUCCCCUAAUUUGUGGAAAUUUCUAGCAAGUAGUGUAAUUAUCCCGCCAUGGAGGGUUUGGAGGAGAAGCUCAACGGUCUGUCCAUCGCUCUGCGGUCUCGCCCGGAGGAACCCACCUACCUGCUGGACCUCACCCUGCAGCCGAGCGGGCUGCUGGCCGUGUCCUGCUCCAACUUCACCGUCCACCUUCACAACAAGGACACUCUGAACCUGCUGGGAGAGUAUCGGGGCCACAGAGGGCCGCUCUGUGGGGUUGUUUUCUCCCACACCUCCCCUGACCUCCUCUACUCUGGUUCUGCUGAUGGGACAGUCCGGGGGUGGGACGUCCGCCGCCCCGGGUCAGAGGCAGCCCAGCUGUUUAAAAGCGAUCCGUCACACGGCUACUGUAGCGUCGACCUGAGCUGCAGCGACUCGCUCCUGUGCGCCGGCACCGAGCAGGUGAACGAUGAAGACAGCUUCCUGGUGUUCUGGGACGUCAGGAAACCGGGUGGCGGGCUUCUCGGGGUGUAUUCUGAGUCGCACAGUGACGACAUCACUCAGGUGCGCUUCCACCCUCGAGACAAAGACCGCCUGGCGUCCAGCUCCACUGACGGCCUUGUUAAUGUUUUUGACCUGAGCCGGGGGGCGGAGGAGGACGCGCUGCUGGCCACCUGUAACAGCGACUCGUCUGCCGGCUCGGUGUGCUGGUCUGGAGCAGAUUACACCCAGCUGCUGUGCCUCAGCCACGACGAGGGGCUGCACCUGUGGGAUCUGGGUCAGCUGGACACAGAGGAGCCUCUUACCGUUUUCAGCACCUCUGACGCUCGCAGCGUGACUCUGCUGGGUGACGGCGGAGGCGUGGAUUACCUGGUGGGGGGGCGGUGGCUGGAGGAGGCCCAGAAGCUGCUGGUGGUCGGAGGGAAGAACAGCGGGGAUCUCCACCUGAUGGAGUGUGACGGCGGGGGGCUUCGUCUGCUGAGGAGCCUCGUGGGCGGCCACGCCUCCACGGUGCGCUGCUUUCUGUGGGACGCAGCGGGGGAGGCUCUGAUCACCGGGGGAGAGGACGCUCAGCUGUUACUGUGGAAACCAGGAGGGGAGGAGCUCGCGACGGGGAAAAGGGAGACCAUGAAGAGCGAAUCAGCUUUGAGACUCAAAUCCAGGCCGCAUAAAAAGCACGGCUACCAGAGAGAAAAGAAGCAGCAGAGCCGAGAAACUGAAUCAAAAUACUGACUCAUACUGACAUUUUACAUUCUGAGAGAAAUCACAUUUCAACUGGAAGUUUCCUCUAAACUGUUCUGUACAUAAAGAAUAUCGUGUGUACACAGCCCCCCAGGAGAGGAAAUCCUUCACACCUGGUGUUAACAUGUGGUCUGGAUUCUUUAUUUGAAUAGAGACAUUUGAUCCACUGGCCUUUGCUUUCACACCAGGUGUUAAUAAGUCAUCAUUUUAUCUCAGUUCUGCCCACACUGUGAUCAGAUGUCAAUGUGCAAAUGAGUUAGGUAGAGCUGCCUUAUUGGUGUAGCCUGGUGCAUCCCAUCGCAUCCCGACUGCAGUGGGUUCUCCGUGCAUUAACGCCUGCACAGAUAUCCAGAUUCAGACCGAACAUUAGUGAACUUGUCUCAAUCCUGCACCACAGUUCUAAGCAGGUAUGAGGUACGUUGAUGCUGGAAAAGUGAAGCUUAAAUACACUCAGAGUCAGAUUAAACCAUUUGAGUUUUGAAUGAGCUCAUUUUAUUUUUUUCAGGCAAUGAACACAAAUAAAACUACGCAGGGCAGCUCCAGGAAGAUCUCAGAAAACAAAACAAAAACUUAACAUAUUUGGAAAAAGAUUUAGUUUUCUCUUUGUGAAAUAUAAGUGCCAGUGGCAGUUUGACUGACGACCACGUCCUGCGUACUCUCCUGUUGGUACAAAUCAGUACGCUACCUGAAGAAACGGGCCACUGUGAAUCUAAACGUACUGUACUGCUGAGGUUUCUCUGAGAUUUUCAUUUUUAAAUCAAGAUUUUUACCAAAUCAAGCGUUAGUUCAGGCAGGUAACAAGUCACGCUCAACUGAUAGCUCAGCUGAUUCCUCUCUGAGCAUUCAUUGGCAAAUUCCAUAUAAGGUGCCUUAUUUAAGCUGCUGCAGCCUGCCUGCCUGCCGUGGCUGCUUCCUCUGCAAACAGCUCAUAAACAGUGUUGGGCAAGUUACUUCCACAAUGUAAUACAUUAUAGAUUACUAGUUACUGUCAUUUGAGAGUAAUUAGUAAUAUUACAAUAUUGCUGUCUCUGAAUUGUAAUGCGUUACGCUACUUUUGAGUUACUGAGAUUCUGAUGUGCUGCAUUGGCAGGUUCUAGCGGUGCAGAGUUAUGUCCCCGGAUCGGAUGGGUCUGUCAUAAAAAUGAACCUUCUGAUUAAUAGCGGGGAAAGACGCUGUGUGCGUUUACGCGCCCGGUACAGCGGCAGGUCGUUGAUUAUUUGACUCUCCCGACAGGAUCGGUCAGGAUGAGCUGACAGCAGCCUCUCUGAUCAGGAAAGUAAAUCGUUAAAGAAACACACAGCUUAUAGAAAUCUGUUUUUCGCCUUCUCUCUAACUGCUGUUCAACAUCGAUCAGCUCCAACUCCAACAUGAUCCGCUCAGUUUCAGUCACCACUGUUCGUAGCAAACUACACCAACGAAGAAGAAGAAACUCAACACAGUGGAAUGUAGAAACCCAGAAACACAGGCACCAAUGCACAAGGGUAAAUGGGGUCUACGCCGCCGUAGACUCAACGCAAAAGUAUGAAUUGGCCUUUACUAGUGGAACAGCAAGAAGGACAGCUCGGCAUCGGUCCUGCAUCUUUUCAGCUCUUUUAGCUCACGCCAGCGAGGAAAAGCCGGUCUGAUAUUUAAUCUCGUCUUACUCUUGGUCGUCACUCUCUCUUUUUCUCUUCCCCGCUUCCUCCGACGUCUUCUUCGGUCUCUUCACAGCCUCUGCUGUGAUAUCCACACUGAGCUAGCUUCUUCCAAAGAACUUACAUUGAACAUUAUUUACUUUUUGCUUCUUCUUAGAACUGGCUGAAGAGUCGUGUUGCUGUAAAACAUUGUGCUGUUGUUGCGACAGGUUUCCUACCUGGGAUUUGAUGUCACAUGCAGCAGUACCAGGCGGCCGGGCCGGAGUGGCAAUGACAGAGACGCCGUUCACUCUUGUUACAAGUCAGUGUAGCAGCAAAGUGAUUUUGAAGCUGUUUUAAGAUAAAAUUAGCACAUAAUGUUGCUUUAAAGCUGAUGUGAUUCAAUCUGCUGGAUCUUGUUACUGCAUCACAUCCUGAAAGUCACCGGAGCCGCAGCGGGAUCGUGUGUGACUCAGGAGAAAUCCUGACCGUUCACCGAGCUCACGAGAGAGACGUUAAAGAUUCUCAGUGUGGUGAAUCAGCGACCUCAUGGAGUUUUUAUUUACUGACGUUUUUACUGACCGCUCUGCAGAGGUGGAAGAAGUACUCAGAUCAUUUACUGAAGUAAAAGUACAAAAUUAUUAGAAUCAAAAUACCAAAAGUAAACUACUCA
Molecule: messenger RNA, 3665 nt
Organism: Micropterus salmoides (largemouth bass)
Lineage: Eukaryota; Metazoa; Chordata; Actinopteri; Centrarchiformes; Centrarchidae
Product: WD repeat-containing protein 89-like
Exons: 2
Coding region: 209-1369 (386 amino acids)
Molecular function (GO): protein binding
Source: RefSeq, a predicted model, not a curated record